UACCAGCCGUAACGAUACCAACAUUUUGGCGCGAACCCAUCACCAGGUCAACAAAUAACAAAUAGGAAAAACAAUGAGCCGACAAACUAAAUUGUUUGGAGAUAAGGCUUUUGACCUUCUAAAGGAGCUAGAGAGAUCCUCACAGACCAUUCCCGCCUUUGAUGACGAUGGAGUGCGCCAGGUUCUGGAGGAGAUCAAGGCGAUAUUCGAGGAGAACGUGGCCCAGGCAUCGAGCUACAAUGCUUCUGGGGACCGGAGCCUGUGGCCGCUACUCAACUACAGACAUGCAGCUCUCCAGAGAAACAAGAGGUGCCUGUUAGCCUAUUUAUAUGAAAGAUGCAAAAGGAUCAAGGCCUUAAGGUGGGAAUUUGGACCCAUAAUUCCCGUGGACAUUAAACAGUCGCUAUGUGAACCAGAGGUGCACUUCUUCAACAACUACUCCAAGUCCCUGGCCUCGUACAUGUGCAGUGCGGGCUAUAACCAAGGUUUGCCCAUUGAUCUCACCAACAACCUCCGUCCUCCAAAAUCCCUCUACAUAGAGGUUCGAUGCAUGGAGGAUUACGGGAAAUUCGAGCUGGACGACGGCGAGGUUAUCCACCUAAAGAAGAACAGCCAGCAUUAUCUGCCCAGGGCUCAGGUGGAAUCUCUUGUGCGGCAGGGAAUACUGCACCACAUUGCUUAGAUUAAAUAAUUUAAUAAUGUUUAGUACAUAUAAGUAAAUGGUUUUAAUGGUAUUUUUAGAAAAUGAGCACGAUAAUAAAAAACUACACCGUA
Molecule: messenger RNA, 774 nt
Organism: Drosophila eugracilis
Lineage: Eukaryota; Metazoa; Arthropoda; Insecta; Diptera; Drosophilidae
Product: DNA replication complex GINS protein PSF1-like
Exons: 1
Coding region: 74-682 (202 amino acids)
Biological process (GO): DNA replication; DNA strand elongation involved in mitotic DNA replication
Cellular component (GO): GINS complex
Source: RefSeq, a predicted model, not a curated record